AUGACUAAAUAUAAUUUUUUCAAGAACAUCUGGCAGAAUUCAAAGCGAACAAGAACAGGCGUUGAUGGAUCUGAGAAGACUGUACAAGAAGAACGAGGAGAUGAAAUACCCGCCACACCACCGCCGCAAUAUACCGAUGUUCAUUCAAAAGACGACAGCAAAGAUUCCCUACCCAACGGCAAUACCAGUUAUCCACUUUUGACCGAAGUCAGUCAUCAGAGCAGAUAUCAAAGACGCAGCCGACUCUUCUCGUUCCUCAUGGAAAUAAUAGCUGUCACAUUCUCGACAGACUGUCAGGAACUCAAAAAAGCCUUAAUAAAGAUCAAUCCUGACUGGGCCGACCUCUCAUGUACCGAUGAUUCCUCUUCUGUCGCAAAUGACAAAGGUAGAGCCAUGAUCACAGAACUCUCCGCUCUUAUUCAAGACCUACAGAAGGAUCUGAGUUAUGGUCGCUGGCCCUUAGUCCGUGGGCGGGAUAAAGAUCUUAUCAAAAAGACCGUGUUGGAGCCUGUCCAAGACUGGGGUAUAAAUCUUGACUUUGUUCUAGAAGUCAUAGGCCGGUACAAGCGUGUUGAAGGUUGCCGUGGACCAGAAAGCACGCUGGUCGAGUUUUGGAUGCUAUCGUCGACUAGCACGGACCUAGGUGAUACAUUAGCAUCGCAUGUUUUACUUGUUCAAUCUCUCGGAUUGGACACGGAGCUACGCCUUAUAUUGGAGGAUUCUAUCGCCGCGUACCAGAAAGAGAAAGGAUUAGGAAAGCGUCGUACUUCAAAGGAAUUGCAAGAGGAAUAUAUGUGCUCCCCAGCGAUGACAUGCUGCUGGCCGCUGAGCGAUGUAUACAUGGAUCUAGCCAGAGUAUUGAGGGGCUUUCAAACAAGCGGCGAGAUGCAUGAUCCUUUCGGGCCGAGCCGGACAAGACUGACUGCGAGUAGGGCGAAAGCAUCGUGA
Messenger RNA from Cucurbitaria berberidis CBS 394.84, 948 nucleotides. RefSeq lists its product as uncharacterized. Lineage: Eukaryota; Fungi; Ascomycota; Dothideomycetes; Pleosporales; Cucurbitariaceae. The record is from RefSeq and is a predicted model, not a curated record. Bases 1 to 948 code for a protein of 315 amino acids. The transcript has a single exon.